AUGUUUGCCCCUCCCUCAGAUGAAAUGAAUCCUUCUUAUAUUGAUUUUUUAGAAAAAAGAGUCGAUGCAACUACCGCCGGACUUGAUGCAAGUACAACAGAGUUUUCAAUGGACACAUCAUCUCAUACCGGACCAUCAAUGGACGCUUCUCCAACUACUUCUUCCCCUGUUUCUCAAAGUGACAGUGGUAGUGAAACCUUGAAAAUUUCAGCCGACAUUCAGACUCGGCGCCGUAUAAGCACACAUUCUUUUAAUAAAAUGACAACAAACACUCUAAUUUCCAAUACAUUUGCAACUUCAGGGACAUAUUCUGUAUUGGACAACGGCUCUUCCACCUUGACAGAUGCGUUGGCGUUGAUCACUGCUAUACCGAAUUCUACUGGUGACAGUAGUAGUGCAACCUCGGGCAUACCAAAUGAUGAAACAGUCACUGUUUAUACAUACAACUCUCAGAAUUCAUUAAAACCUUCAAUUGAGCUGAUAGUUCCAACAAUCACUACGAAUACCCUUCCGACGGGAUUACUUCCUGCUUCGUCAAACUAUACUAAUUCAUCAAUUUUUACUCAGCCAUUAAAUUCUACAAAUCCAUCAAUUUCUGCACAAUUUACAAACAGCACGAAAUCGGGAUACAAUAGGCCCAAAAGCGUUUCGUCAUGGAUAACACGCUCCAGUUUAAACAUGGUACCUUCAGAAUAUCCAAAAGUCUCAACCUACAGCAGUUCAGGUUCUAAUACUCUGAGACAUUCUGCUCUAUCAAAGGCACAUUCUAUGUUCCCUUCACGAACCUCAAUAACAAAGUUAAGUUCUUCUACUUCGGUGAAGUCCAAAAAAUUCGCCAGUUCAGCAUUACCUACUACAUCAUCUUCACAGCUUACCACAACGUCAUCAAGAAAACCUAGAACAACAAUAACCCAAUAUCUCGAGGAUAUAACUUAUACCCAGGUAUAUGUUGUGACAGAUUCUCGAACUACAGUCACCACUGCUUUAUUGGCAACUACAAGCUUUUAUGUCACCUCGCUGGAUGAGACAUACUCUAUUUCCCCACCCGCAAUCACGACAGAUCUACAAUCUUUAAAAUCAAGACUGGGCUUUGAUUCAAGUAUCUUCAAAAAAAAAAUAGGAGCCGGAGCUGUAGCUGGUAUUGCUAUUGGCGCCAUUCUUGGAUUGUUGUUACUACUAGGUUUGUUUAUUUUUUAUUUUCUUAGGAAGAGGAAAAAUGGUGGAUCAGUUAUUGAUUGGCUACAUGGUUUAAAAAGAUCAGAUGAUCAUUAUAGCAGAAAAAGUGUGUAUAUUGGUGAUGCCAGCCAUUAUAAAGAAAAUGGUAGUGAGGACAGUUUAGUCCAAACCGAUUCGAGAUACUACAAUAGUGAAAGAUAUCCAGAGCCUCAAAUACCCGAUGAUCCAACAUCAAACUCCACGAUAAAAAAGACCCCACCAUUGGUGAACCGUGAUAAAAAACCGUCACUUUUCCUUACCCCGUCUCCUAUAAAACCAGCACUAACCGUUGAUCAUAGUCCGGUUCAAGAAGACGGAUUCGAUAUGUCCUUAUUUGAUAUGAGAAGUGAACUUAAUAAAAUCAACGAUUCAACAGAUACUGUUCAUUAUCUGUUUCCCCCAGCUCCUGCACCGAGAAAAACCGUUAAAGGAAUAAAUUCUAUCGAUAAAAUGAACUACCAAGUUGAUGAUACCCCAACCACCCCGAUAGACAGACUACCAAUCGACCGAACCAUGAGUGUGUUGUAUGAAUCUCCAAACGAGCAAUGUAUCUGGGAUGAAUUUGAAAGUGCAAAAGAUUCAGGAUUGAUGAACCAUUCAGGCUCUAUGACUAAUGCUAAAAACUACUCUGCUGAUACAGAAUUUGAUACCUCUAAACAUGGGAAAAGCAGUAAAUGUGAUCAGAUAUUUGAACAGCUGAGAGCUGAUGGUGAUUAUGAUGAUACUCUCCGAGAUAGUAUUCUGAGUUCCGACAGAAGAGUCAGGUCAGGAAGUGGGGCUAAAAGGUAUGAGUACAUUGUUAACAAUGUGAGUACUUUUAAGAAUGAAUUAGAAAAAGAGCGCUUGGGGUCACCGCUGAAGUCAACAUUUGGGUUUGAAAGUAUGGAUGAUACUGUGCAUUUAUCAGAAACGCCCAACGAUUUCCCUAAUUCCGAAACUGUUAAAGAAUUCAUUGAUUAUGUGAAGAAAGUACCACCGCCAAUUCCCAAACCUAGAAAGAAUAUCUGA
Pichia kudriavzevii is the source of this 2223-nucleotide messenger RNA. RefSeq lists its product as uncharacterized. The record is from RefSeq and is a predicted model, not a curated record. The coding region runs from base 1 to 2223 and encodes 740 amino acids. The transcript has a single exon. Lineage: Eukaryota; Fungi; Ascomycota; Pichiomycetes; Pichiales; Pichiaceae.